GAUGUCACCUUAACCUGACGUGCAGCGCUGGCUUUGUGCAAUCCUCCCCCAGAGGACCUGACCAACAGCCUUAAUUUGCCGUGGCAGCCGUGAAUUAUCUCAAGUUAUGGGGCGAAAUAACUAGAAUACUUGGAGCCAGGGGCCAUGGGCUGUGCUUCAAGCGUGCCAGAGGAACCGGCCCCUCCAGCCGGUCCACAAGCGAAGCGGCAGGAGCCGUAUGCGGUCAAAGAGAAAGAACCGCAAGGAGAAGUAGUUAACAGGAGCCAUCGGCCCAGCGCACAAGAAGCUGCAUUCGCAAGCGAACUCGCAAAGCUUAUUGCCGAGGCCACCAGCGGGCAAAAGCCGAAGGACGCAUGGGUCAUCCUGUACCGCUGCGCCGACCUCGUAUGCAGUGCGUUUGGGUUUAAGACAUGCAGCCUGGUCAUCUACACGACCAGCGGGCUGUGCUGCAAGCUGGCGGUCAACAGCGGCAGCCCGCUGAACGAGCUGGUCAGCGCGCACCCCGACCUGCUGCCCGCGGAGGCCAUGGGCUGGGUCAGCGCGGCCGUGGCGGCGGGCAAGCCCGUGUGCUGCAAGGCGGGCGAUGACGCCUGGGCGCUGCACGGGCGCGAGGCGCACUCCGACUUCUCAUUGCUGACCGGCCCUGUCGGCGGCUGCAGCAGCCUGGCGGUGCUGCCGCUGGUGGGCGGCCAGAAGUGCCCGGGCGCGCUGCUGCUGGGGCACACCGCGCCGCUCAGCGGCUUCCUGCAGCAGAGCUGGCUUGCCACGCUGCUGCCGCUGCUGAGCCUGUACGUGGUGGAGAGCUACCUGGUGCGCAACCUCACCAUCAUCGAGAAGGUGGUGGAGGUGGUGAGCCUGAACAGCCUGGCCUACGCGGUCACGUCGGAGCUGGGCGACAUAUUCGAGUGGUGCCACAAGGACGAUGUGGAGGCGCGACUGGUGGUGCUGAGCCCGGAGGGCGACACCGCCACGGUGUACUGCAAGGUGUGUGCGGCCAAUGUGUACAACGACGACCGCAACAGCCUGCGGAGCGGCAUGUCCAGCGGAGUGUCGGGACAGCAGCGGAGCGGCAACGGCACGCUGCUGGAGGAGGGGCUGGUGGGCACCCACAUGAGUCUGGACAACACGCUUACCAAGCGCUGCCUCACGGGCCGUCAACGGUUGCUGUUCGUGGCGGAUGUGAUGCAGGCUCUCAAGCUGUACGGCGAGCCGUGGAAGGACAUCUUCUUCGACAACGCCGCCGUGCUGACGCCGUGCUGGGUGCUGGCGGCGCCGCUGGUGCAGGACGGCAAGAAGCUGGGGGCCGUGCUGUGGCUCAGCAGCUGCAGGGUGAACAGCGACGUGUUGAUGCGCACCGCCUCCACCUGCGCCUCGCCCAUCAUACACGCCGUCACGCGCUGCGCCGCGGCGCUGGCCGCCGGCGGCGCAGCCGGCAACGGCAACGACUCUGCGUACGGCCGCAUGAUGCCGAGUACGGCAGGCAACAGCCAGUACGGCCCCAACAGCCAGUACGGCGCCAACGGCGCAAGCACGGCGGGCGGCGGCGGGGCGGCGGGAGGCGGGGGUGGGGGUGCGGGCGGACUGAGCAGCUUCACGCAGCUAUCCAGUCGGCAGAGCAGCACGCUGUCGCGCGGGCGGACGGGGCGGCUGGGCGGACCGGGCGCGGAGGACGGGGCGCUGCCGGGCCGCAACAGCACCGACGCCGAGGCUAUGGCGGACACGGACGGCCAGAGCAGCCGCGCGGCGCAGAGCGUGCCCGACAUCCCUGUCAAGUACGUGCUGCGCCACUCGCCCUCCACAUCGGCGCUGAUGCGCAUGUACAAGUCCACCAUCGCGCAGCGCGCGCCGCCCACCGACGACGACAGAUCCACGGGCUCCAUCCACGAGAUCCGGAUCCUGUCCAAGGCGGGCGAGGGCGCGUUCGGGUCGGUGUACGUGGGCCGCUGGCGCAACAUCGUGGUGGCGGUGAAGAUCAUAAAGGACACCAGCGGCAACCGCAGCCUCAAGACGGCGUGGGAGCUGGCGGUGAACAAGUCGCUGUCGCACCCCUCCAUCGUCACGGUCCACGCGAUACUCACAGACGUGCACCUGCAGAAGACCUCCACGCGCGUGCUGCGCUUCGUGCCGGCCGCCGCGCUGGAGGCGCAGCAGACCGCCGCAGUCAUGGCCGCCGCCGCCGCCAACGCCGCGGCCGCCAACGGCAGCAACGGCGGCACGGGCGGCAGCGAAGGCAGCCCCGCGCCUGCCGGAGGCGCGGCGCCCUCUACGCCCAACGCCACCACUCGCCUGGCUGCGGUGGGCACAGCAGGCGACGCCGCCGGCGGGCAGCUGCCUUCCAAGGGCAGCGCGCCAACGCCGGGAGGGACCGCCGGCGAUGCGCUGCAUCUGGGGCCGCAGAGCGCGGGGCAGGCCGUGGGCCUGGCGGCGGGCGGCGGGCAGCCCAACCUCUCUCGGACCAGCGCGGGCAGCAACGUGGGGCCGCCCUCGGCGGCACUGCUCAAGCCCACCAAGCCCAUCACUCCGAAAGUGCACGCCAUCCUGAUGGAGUACUGCAAUCUGGGCGGGCUGCACAAGUACAUCGACAACCGCAUGUUCUUCAAGGACCGGACCAUGCCCGACAAGGCCACGGAAGCGGCCCGUGCCGCUGCCCCCCUGCCUGUGGAGUGUGUGCACAUGGACUUUGUGCUGGCCACCCUCAGCGAGGUGGCCAGCGCGUUGCAGUACCUGCACGCCCAAGGCUUCGUGCACUGCGACUUGAAGCCGGAGAACGUGCUGCUCAAGGAAGCCAACAACCGGCGCGGCUUCACAGCCAAGCUGGCGGAUUUCGGGCUGAGCGAGCUGCGCAGCGCGGACGGCCAGGUGGUGGGCGACCUGGGCGGCACCGUCACACACGUGGCGCCCGAGUCCGUGCUGCACAGACAGGUGUCGUCGUUCUCCGACAUGUACGCAUUCGGCAUCCUCAUGUGGGAGCUGUACACGGGCCAGCAGCCCUACCGCGCGCUGCUGUCCCACAUCUCCAAGCGCGAGGACCGGCACCGGGCGCUGCUGGCGCGGGUGGUGCACGAGGGGCUGCGGCCCAUAUUCCCGCCCGGCGUGCCGCAGGACUACUGGGCGCUGGCGGUGCAGUGCUGGAGCUCCGAGCCCACCGCACGGCCCACAACCGGCGAGGUGCUGCAGGCGCUGGAGGCCAUGUAUGCCAAGUACGCCACGCCGGCGCCGCAGGGUCAGGACAACCUCAACACGCCCGCGUGAGCCGCGCGACGGCACGUGACGGGCGGUGUGCCAGGGGGCUGCGCCCUGCUGCCGCCGGAGGACGCGGUAGCGAGAGGAACCGGAAUCAAUGUCACUGAAGCUACAGCUGGCUAUGCUCACCUCCACGCACGGAAUUUGAGGAUAAAUUGCCCAGAAGGCGGACUACUUCUUUCGGGGCUGCGUGCGAGGCGAAAUGUCAAAAACCGCUAAGAAACACAAGCCUGGGAUGCUUUGUUAAUGAGCGCGGAGGGCACAAGAGAAGAACGCAUAAGCAUGUCAUACGCAUACCGUGUGUGUUGGCACACUGCCUUUAGCACUGUCGUGCACUGGCAAUCCUUUCCACGCGAGGGGUCGGGGAGUUGCGCUGACUCGGGCGGAGCCGUGUGCCCUUGUGCGGCCUGCUGUGCUGCCCAGACAUCGCGCUGCACACGCAGCACGAAACCCCCGCAAGGCCGACACUACAAGUUGCAGCUGCCCCGGUACAAAUUUUGUGUGCGGCUUUGGUCAGCUGCCAUGCUUUUUUGCUUACAGUGCAGCUGUCUCGGCACUGUUCGGCGUUUUGUGUUCAUGCGCACCCAAGCGGGCAGGCGCCAUGCCGGCUCGUAGGUGUUGGCAGGGCGUUCAUCCCGCGAACCGCACCCCACCGGCCGGCGCCAGCAGAUGCACUGGUGGGGCACCGGUCGCGGGAAGGCCAAGCUGCUAGUGCUAUGAGUCCUUACUAGGAUAGUCGCUGAGAACUGUGGUUUGCGUAUGUGUGGGUUUACGUAUUAUGUACAGUAUACUGCACUGGUCGGCAAGCGGAAACGGUUACGUCGCUGCGCACUCGGCCACACGCUCCAAGUCCUGAUGAGGGGGCGGGGCAAAUCGUUACGGGGCAGUGGAGGCCGAUGCUUGUGGUGAAUGAGACAAGCAGCGGAAAGAGGGGGCUACAGGGACUGCAUUGAGGGUUGGGCCACACAACGCGCUAGAUUGCGAUCUGUGUUUGCAUGGUACUUUUGGGGGCUUCCGGGACGGGUUUUCAUGUUUUCGGGGCGCACACGGCAGUCGGUGAUUUGUACUCCUCCCGCAGGCUUGUUUCCUGCCCUAAAUGGUACGUGAUGACGUUGGUUUGCAUCAAUCGGGGGUUGGCGCAUUGUCUGCGGGAUAUCACAUGUCACAUUGCAAGAGAGCAAUACACCGAUGUACGCACAGGGGGGAGACGCCGAGCAGUUGAUUGCGUGCUGAUGCCGGCGCUUGAAUUCAGAAGCCUCGCGGGGCACCCACUGCGGGGCACCCAGCGUGCAGAUAAGAAGUGAGAUCCACGGCUUGUAGGGCUGUGUGCGUGUAGCAAGGCGGCGCCGCGGGCUGCCACAACAGAUGAGCUCACAGUGCGUGAUUGCUCGGUGUUUACUGCGUCUAAGCCGGGGAGAGCGUGUGCUUUCUGAUGGUGUUUGGGGCGCAGGCGUGGUGCGCAUACGAACUGAUGCAGCAUUUGCCGUGGUCGCCGCUCCGAGGCGCGCACAAUCCCACCGCAUCAUGUGCGUUGCGUGCGGUGCAGCAGAUGAGUGCAAAGGUCGGAGGGCCGGACUGUAUGGAUGAUGAUGGUGCUGUUCUAAUCAUGAUCAUCUGCGCUGCUGACCAUGGUCAUGGCACGUGCCGGCGUGUGUAAUUUGCACGGAGGUAUCCAGGCAGCGAUGAGGCACUACAUCGAUUUGCCGGAGAGUGGGUCUGCGCUGAUUGCCGGAAUAGGCAGAGUCAGACACCGGGCGCAUGGUCUCGCCACAAUGACUGUUAUCCUAUGUCAGGUCUAGUGGACCAAUGCUGCAUUAAUGCUUUCCAGGUUGUUUGUCUGUCGGCGUCAUUUCAGUGUAAUGAACUGUUGGAUACAGCCUAGGAUUGUACUGUGCGGAGGUGCGACUGUCCAUGGAAGGGGCAAUUUGAGGAGGAAGCCUCACUACGCACGGCUUAAAGCUCAAAAGCCAGAAAUGAGCUGGAAUGGCGACGCGGCGUCUGUGUGUGUGUGUGUGUGUGUGUGUGUGUGUGUGUGUGUGUGUGUGUGUGUGUGUGUGUGUGUGUGUGUGUGUGUGUGUGUGUGUGUGUGUGUGUUUGUGCGCGUGUGCGUGUGCGAGAGGUGCGGCUGUGGGUGUGUGGGUCGAGCGUGGAAGGUACCGCAAAGAAUGGGGGGUGCGCGGACGGAUGCGUUUGGAAGGGGGGGUGCGUGUGUAUGUGUGUGCGUGUGCACGUGUGUGUGCCUGUGAGGAGCUUGGGGCUGCUGCAAUUCAUGUGGGGGCCAACUGUCACGGCGACGAUGCGGUUGGUGGACAGACAUUUUGGGGUUCGCCUGGGGGCUGCGAACGCACGUCACUGCCGUGCCGAAUGCCAAGUACCGCUCCGGCGCGCACAACCAGUUGCGCAGACGAGUGCCUGGGCCUGGCCUGUGGAACAGUGGAAGCGAUGCAUGGUGGCUGGCCAACGCGCCCACGGACUCACAACAAAAGAGUUUUUUUGUGCUGUAUGGACUAUAGCGUGUGUAAGUGCUUCAUCCGCACAGACUGGCGCACAUAUGCUGCGUCCACAGCAGGUUAACUCGAACACGGCGUGGGGAUGGGUGGCAGCCUGGUAGGGUAUUGGUGAUAAGGUUUGCAGGCACCCGUGGGCUGUGUCUGCCUGUCUAUGGGGAAGUGGGGGCUGCGGCGCGUGCAUUUGACGUGCGUUGCGGAACUAAUGCGUAUGUAGACCAGAGCGGAGGGCGGAGUGGGCUUGCAGGCAGCGCAUGACGCAGCGUGGUGCCCUGCAGUGGCAAGACCAACGGCGGCGGCUGGGCCGUUGAGGGAGUCAUCGAAGUGCGGAGAAAUGCGAACGCUGACAAAUCGCUGGAUGUGGCCAUUCGCAACUGCCACUUGCUCAUGGAGGCAGGGACAGCUCUCGACCGCGCUCAGGAACCACAGCAGCAAGUGGACAAGGCGGCCAUAGGUGCCGCUUGUCUGCAGCAUCGUCGUCAGCGGCAGACACGCCGAC
This is a messenger RNA of Chlamydomonas reinhardtii, 6249 nucleotides long. RefSeq lists its product as uncharacterized. Gene Ontology annotation, biological process: protein phosphorylation. Lineage: Eukaryota; Viridiplantae; Chlorophyta; Chlorophyceae; Chlamydomonadales; Chlamydomonadaceae. The coding region runs from base 145 to 3252 and encodes 1035 amino acids. The transcript has 21 exons. Gene Ontology annotation, molecular function: ATP binding; protein kinase activity. The record is from RefSeq and is a predicted model, not a curated record.